CUUCUGCACCACCUGCUCCCGCUGUUCACUCACCUUGUGCAGUGCCCGGCUCCGCUUGGAGUCAUUGUCCUGCCACCCACAACACAAGGAACCAGGUAACGUCAACGGGCAAGCUCCCCACCACACUGAUUCCGCAUGCUUGUUGUGUAGCACUGCUGCCACACCAGAGGGUUGUGUGUUAGCAGGGCAACAACCUUCUACUGACACCUUGCUGGAGAAGCUGCUUCUUUAGCUCAAGCUGUUGGAGCUUCUGCUUUAGAUCCCUGAUUCAAUCCCCACUGAUAAGUUGCACUGUUUGUGUAUGUUAGGGAAUCAAAAAUGGGCAGAACCAGAACCCUGGAUCCAAAUGCACCUAGAGUCUGGAACCAAAGCAUGUGGCUGAGAGCAGAGCCCAAACUGGAUCCCUGUAGCUGCAAGACUCUGUAGCUGUGACCAGCUGCUGUUCUGAUCAGAGGCCAGAAGGGACGCAGGAGCAGGGCGCCCCAAGGCACCGAGCCCCACCAGCCGCCCCCGGCGAGAGAGACAGAGGAGGCGAGCGAGUGCCCCGGCUCCGAGCCGAUGGUUCCGAGGGAGGAUCAGCCCCGCCGCUGAGCACUGACCCAAGUUUGGGCUGGGGAUGGCCCGGAACACGUCCCUGCAUUUCAGGGUGGUGGAAGGACGGAGCCUGCCUGCCAAGGAUGUGUCUGGCACCAGCGACCCCUACUGCAUUGUGAAAGUCGACAACGAGGUGGUAGCCAGGACUGCUACAGUGUGGAAGAACCUGAAUCCCUUCUGGGGGGAGGAGUACACCCUGCACCUGCCCAUGGGCUUCCACAGUCUCGCCUUCUACGUGCUGGAUGAGGACACCAUUGGGCACGAUGAUGUCAUUGGCAAAAUAUCGCUCAGCAAAGAAUGGAUUUCAUCGAACCCGCGAGGGAUUGACAGCUGGAUCAACCUGACGCACGUGGACCCCAAUGAAGAGGUUCAGGGAGAGAUCUGCCUGGAGCUGAAGGUGCUAGAGGAACCCCAGAAGAGGGCCCUGCACUGCCAUGUCAUUGAAGCCAGGUAGGAGUAGAUGGCUUCU
Molecule: messenger RNA, 1063 nt
Organism: Chelonoidis abingdonii (Abingdon island giant tortoise)
Lineage: Eukaryota; Metazoa; Chordata; Testudines; Testudinidae
Source: RefSeq, a predicted model, not a curated record